AUGUCGACCAGCCUGGCUCUUGCCCCCGGGCUCGGCCCCCUGGCCUUGGUGGCCGUUGGUGCGGCCUUCAUCCUGUAUCGCUUGUCGCAGGCCGUUUCCCGGCCCCGGCCCCAGGGCGGCUACCAUGCCGGCCUCCCGCAUGCCGGCCCGACGCCCGGCGGGGCUGCAACCACCACGCCGCUCGCCUGCUCGGAUUAUGAGCGCAUGCUGCUCACCGUCCCGCCAGCGCAGGCCCCCUUCGUGCCGACGGGACAGGUCCGCUGCCUUCCCGGGGACUGCCCCCUGGGCCAGCGUGCCCGCAUGGACCCCCAGGCCCUGUCUCGCGACUCCACCACCGACACCGUGCGGCUCCCUCUGGAUGAGGUGACCCGACGCCUGCCGGCCCUGCUAUACUCCUUCCUGCCGCUGAAUCUCCUUUCGCGUGGCUGGGGCUGGCUCACUUCCCUCCCUGUGCCGGUUUCCCUCCGCGGGCCACUCUACCAUGGCUGGCUGCACUACUUCGCCGGGCACCCGGAGGAGAUGCAGCUCCCGGCCGAGGCGUACCGCUCGCUUGGGGACUUCUUCGUGCGGCACCUGCGUCCGGGGGUGCGUGCCAUCGGGCCCGAUGUGACCGGCCCCCUGGACGCGGCCCCUCAGCUUGGGGCGCUCUCCUGCCCGGCGGAUGGCCGUGUCAUGAGCGCCCAGCCGGUCACCGGCAACCUCCUCGAGCAGAUCAAGGGAUCGCACUAUGUCCUCAGUGCCUUCCUCGGGGAGGACAUCAUCCAGGAGCACCUCGACACUCAGGCCGCCGCUGCCGCCGGGGCUACCGCCACUCCCGCACGGCGUCUGUACCAGAUCGUCAUUUAUCUCGGCCCCGGGGAUUACCACCGGUUCCACUCGCCGGCCGCCUGGUCCGUGCGCCAGCGGCGUCACUUCCCCGGCGAGCUGUGGUCCGUCAGCCCGGCGGUUGUGCGCAAAGUUCGCGGCCUCUUCAACCACAAUGAGCGCGUGGUCUACUCCGGGGACUGGGCCCAUGGCCGGAUGACCUUCUCGGCCAUCGGCGCCACCAAUGUCGGGUCCAUUCGCAUCAACAUCGACCCGGCCCUGCGGACCAAUCGCGCCAAUUAUGCCCCCACCGCCCAAUGGUUCCGCGCCUCGCCGCCCGACUGCCUGGACUUCACUGCCACCGGUGCCCGGGCUGGCGGCACCACCCACAGUCUUGUCACCGCCGAUGCCUCCUCGCCCUCCUCAUACCUGUCCUUCCCGACGCCGGUCAUGUCGGCCGAUCGGGACCUCAACACCGGUCCACUUGCCGCCGGUGGCAUUCCCCCCACCCCGGAGCAGACCCCUGGCGCGUCCCCCUCCCUGAAUGAUGACCCGAGCCUGGUCGCAAGCAAGACUGCCAUUGGUGGUGCCCAAUUGCCCGCCGACAUGAUCAGCAUGAUCGAGCUCGACUUCACGCCCGGCGCCUGCUGCUUCGCCUUCCAGCCGGGUGACGCAGUCACCACACUCCUGGUCUCGAGUCUCGAUUCGCGUGACAUCCAUGUGUUUGACGCCCGUGGCGGGUCGUCGGUUCCCCUGCGGACUUUCAAGAUUCACCGGAGCCCGACACACCUCAUGAAGUUCGACCCUGUGCACAAUCUCGUGGUGAGCGCCGACCGUCGGGGUCAUUUCGAAAUUUGGGACCCCAUCACCGGCGACAUGCCGGAAGAUGGCCCCCUUACCUUCCAAUCGAAGCUGGACACCGACCUCUUCGCCCUGGUCACGGCCGGCACCACUCCGACGUCCAUCAGCAUUUCCCCCCAUGGCAAGCUUUUCGCCACUCUGAGUCUGGACCGUGUGGUUCGUGUGUUUGAGCUCCUUUCCGGCAAGAUGAUCCGCAGUUACGACGAAUCGCUACGUGUUAUCGAGGAGAUGCAGCAGGCUGGCACUGCGCACAUCCAGCUGGAUAGCAUGGAGUUUGGCUUGCGCCUUGCAAAGGACCGCGAGCUGGACAAGCCGAACUCCGCCCUCAGUUCCGUGAACACUGUUUUCGAUGACAGCGGAAACUUCCUCCUCUAUCCGACUCUCCUCGGCAUCAAAGUGGUCAACAUCGUGACCAACCGUGUUGUUCGUAUCCUCGGCCAUGGCGAGAAUGCCGCACGCUUCCUUCACAUCUCCCUCCAUCAAGGCGCUCUCAAGGGCAAGUCCGCUGCCACCCUGGAUAUGCUUGCCUCGGACAAUCCCGCGCUGAAAGCCGCGCGCGAGACCGAUCCCACGGUCUUCGCCACCGCCUUGAAGAUGAAGCGCUUUUUCAUGCUCACCACUCGAGAGCCUGGUGACCUUGAUGGCGAUGCUGCUGCUCGUGAUGUUCUAAAUGAGCGUCCAGCCGGGACUGCGGCCACCGCGGCCGCAAGCUCGGUCAAUGUGGCUUCCCUGCCGACGACCGUGGUCUUGCACACCUCGCGCGGGGACAUUGUCCUGGAGCUUUUCCCCACGGUGGCUCCUCGGACGGUGGAGAACUUCACCACCCACGUUCGCCGUGGGUACUACACCAACAUCCUCUUCCACCGGGUCAUCCGGGGGUUCAUGGUGCAGACUGGUGACCCGACUGGCACCGGUUUCGGCGGGCAGUCCAUCUGGGGUGGAACCUUCGCCGAUGAGUUCAGCGCCGAUCCGCGCGCUCGGCAUGACCGGCCCUUCGUCCUGUCGAUGGCCAAUUCCGGUCCCGGCACCAAUGGCUCGCAGUUCUUCAUCACCACCGCCCCGGCUCCUCACCUGGACAACAAGCAUACCGUCUUCGGGCGGGUGGCAUCCGGGUCGGAGGUUGUCACGGACAUCGAGCAUGUGCGUGUUGAUCGUGAGGACCGUCCCCUGGACGAGGUGCGCAUCCUGAGCUCCUCGGUGCGGGACUGA
Molecule: messenger RNA, 2874 nt
Organism: Fonticula alba
Lineage: Eukaryota; Rotosphaerida; Fonticulaceae
Exons: 10
Coding region: 1-2874 (957 amino acids)
Biological process (GO): protein peptidyl-prolyl isomerization; phosphatidylethanolamine biosynthetic process
Cellular component (GO): mitochondrion
Molecular function (GO): protein binding; phosphatidylserine decarboxylase activity; peptidyl-prolyl cis-trans isomerase activity
Source: RefSeq, a predicted model, not a curated record